Molecule: messenger RNA, 1026 nt
Organism: Helianthus annuus (common sunflower)
Lineage: Eukaryota; Viridiplantae; Streptophyta; Magnoliopsida; Asterales; Asteraceae
Product: zinc finger protein jing homolog
Exons: 1
Coding region: 1-1026 (341 amino acids)
Source: RefSeq, a predicted model, not a curated record
AUGUCUGACGACGACAUCGAUCUUUUCAUCGAGGGUUCCGUUGAGGAUGCCCAGGAGGGUGGGGCUCCGAUUGAUGAUGAUGAUGUCGCUAUCCCACUUGCAGAUAUUCCAGUCAAUGAUGAUGUUGUUAUCCCUCUUAUUGAGAUUCCAGUCGCUAAUAUUAUUGUUGUUCCGUUGGUCGAGAUUCCUGCUGUUGAGAUCUCAUCUGACCAUUCAGGUCCUGACUCAUUCGAGUCCGUAUCAUCUGCUACUUUACACCCACGGGGCAUGCAACAUUAUCCCACAAACACUGAUUCCGACACAGCGAUGUCUGCCGCACCUAUCUUUCCACACGACUUUGACCCGGAUCAUGAGAUUGAGUUUGUCCCAUACGAGCAGCCUUUUGAGGCACCUAUCAUUCCUGACGAUCAGCUCUUUCAUAUACCCGCUGAUCUUGAGUAUGCUCCAGCUGACCCUGAGCCUGAGAUUGCACCAGAGCCUACACUAGCACACGAUCCCUUACCUGAGCACGAUCCAGUACCUGUCGAUGCACUAGUUGUUGCACCACAUCUGCCUGACCCGAUACCUGCACUUAUUGAUCAUGCUCCUUUUGCUACCCAUGUAGACCCCUGGUAUGCUCACACCCGCAAUAGGUGGAUUGAGGACGACGACGACUACCCUCCUUUUGUUCGACCCUUUACUCCCCCACCUGCAUCUACCCAGGCACUCGUUGAUAUCGCCCCAUUUCACCCACAUGAGUCUGACAUUCACCGCACAGAUCUACCGAUCACAUUUCCUCAGGAUAUCCCUCCUCCCCGUCCAGGGGAAGGUCCAUCGAGUCAGCAGUCCAGUCAUAUACCACCCGUGUCAGAAACCUUUCCUUUCAUGCCACCGUUUGCACCUGCUACACAUACUGCACCUUUUGUUUCUGCACCAUCGGGCGAGCCACUGAUUUGGUUUCCGCCCAACACGAUGCCUGUUUCUGAUCCAUAUCAUCCUUCACAUUACACUGGAUGCAAGAGGGAUGAUCUGCUUUUAUCGUUAUAG